Messenger RNA from Talaromyces proteolyticus, 1768 nucleotides. RefSeq names its product Mdm33 family-domain-containing protein. Bases 68 to 1480 code for a protein of 470 amino acids. Gene Ontology annotation, biological process: inner mitochondrial membrane organization. The record is from RefSeq and is a predicted model, not a curated record. NCBI's taxonomy places the organism in Eukaryota, Fungi, Ascomycota, Eurotiomycetes, Eurotiales, Trichocomaceae. The transcript has 2 exons. Gene Ontology annotation, cellular component: mitochondrial inner membrane.
GGCCAAGGCUCUCCAACAACAAUCCAGCUUCAUUAUUUCCCUUGCUAGCUGUAGGGUCUCGCGAGCAAUGCAUUCGGCGCCAUUGCUAAUCCGGCAGUCGCUGCGAGCAAGUCCUGCUCUGGUGAGACCCAGCCCUCGGCGUCUACGAUUCGCCCUGCCUCCCCCCCCUUCUCCGAACCAGCCUUCGCAUUCCCCCGCACGAAGCUUCUCGAUCUGCCUUCGCUGUCAAUUUCGCAGUCAAUCGAGACUGUAUGCUACCAAAGAAGAUGGAAAACCCGAGUUGGUCGAAGGCAAGCUGCGGGAAGAAGGGACUGCCUCUUCGAGCGAUAUCGACAUGAACUCUCCGUCCUCCGUUGUUGGUGCUGCCAAUAAGGAACACAGUCCACGCCCAGUGCUUGAAAAGAGCUCGACAAGUUCGACCGAUAGCAUAAAUUAUGAAGAAGAAAGUCUUCCCUCCGAGACGGAAGGCCGGCGGUCACAGUUGUCCAAGAAGUUUACAGAUCUAAUGGACAAUCUGCAGUCGAAUGUCUUCACUGCCGGUCAACGAUUGAAUGACCUGACUGGUUACUCGGCUAUAGAACAAUUGAAACAACAAAUUGCUCUUCAGGAAAGCCAGGUUGUGCAAGCCCGGUCGCUCAUCCGACAAGCCAAAGAGGCAUACUCUGCCGCGAUUAAUCGACGAUCCGCCUCUCAACGCGAAGUAAAUGAGCUCCUCCAACGAAAGCACGCCUGGUCACCUACAGAUCUCGAGCGGUUCACAUCACUAUAUCGCUCCGAUCAUGCCAAUGAAGUCGCGGAAGCCGAAGCCCAAGAGGCCCUCGCCAAGGCAGAGCGCGAGGUCGAGGAGGUCAGCGCAAACCUCAACCGCAGUAUUCUCUCGCGCUACCACGAGGAGCAAAUAUGGUCUGAUAAGAUCCGCAGAAUGAGCACAUGGGGGACGUGGGGCUUGAUGGGGGUGAAUGUGCUUCUAUUUCUGAUCUUCCAGAUCUUGGUAGAACCGUGGCGCCGACGACGGUUGGUGAAAGGGUUUGAAGAAAAGGUCAAAGAGGCCAUUGAAACCGAGGCGGUGCAAAAUCGGGCUAUUGUAUCCGCAUUAAGCCUGACCCCUGGUACUGCUACUGCUGCGGAGACUACUGUGGUUGAAGCAUCGCUAGCAGCCUCAUCUCCACAGGAUUCUGAUUCUGGUAGCAACACCGUUCCUCUACCCCAUGAAGAGACCUCUCACCUAGGGCUUGUCUCGGAUCCAAUUGAUGCCAGUCCUACCAUAUUAUAUCCUGAACCCAUACCAGACAACAAGACCUUCUCAGAAAAGCUGGCCACAGUCUUGUCGCUUGGGUAUUGGCGCCAGGUUACAGAGUUUCGUUUGAGCGAUCACAGCGCCAACCUGACUCAGCGCGAGUUGACUGCGGUAGCUGUUCAGAGUGCCGCAGUCGGAGCGGCUGUGGUAGGCGUGCUACUCGCUAUUCUUCGUCUACACUAGGACAAAUAACCAUAGCUCCCUAGACUUGCAGAGCCGUUGAAUCCCCCGUAUCAACCAUCCUUGUAUCAACCACCUGUGCGUCUAGCUCGUCACCAGCAAAUGUAGAUACGUGUACAGUACCCACUACCAAUUGAAGCACCUUCUGUAUAUAUCGAAUCCUCCACGGAUCUCGUAUACACUAACGGAUCUCGGGGGUUCUAUUUGUAUUGUAGUGACAUCGAUCUACGUGACCAUUUCGUAUCUAGGAGGCAUCUUGGUGGUGAAACUCACACCCCCGGUCUGCCAAGC